This is a messenger RNA of Mytilus californianus (California mussel), 1298 nucleotides long. RefSeq names its product E3 ubiquitin-protein ligase TRIM56-like. The transcript is spliced from 2 exons. NCBI's taxonomy places the organism in Eukaryota, Metazoa, Mollusca, Bivalvia, Mytilida, Mytilidae. The record is from RefSeq and is a predicted model, not a curated record. The coding region runs from base 96 to 1298 and encodes 400 amino acids.
GCAUAGUCAAAAUAUGUGGUCUACACAAAUCAAACUGAUUCAGAGAUAUAUAAUACUUAAACAAAUACAUGGAACCUGACAGGGAAUGAAGUGAGAUGGCUACAAAAAAUGCGGUGAAUUUGAUAACUGAGCUGGAACGUCGAUAUUUAGAGUGUAACAUAUGCACAGAGUUGUUUGACGAAGAUGAGCGUAUACCAAGGUUGCUUCCUUGUCAUCAUUCAUUUUGUUCAGAAUGCUUAAAAAGACUCGGUCGCCGAAAAGAUCAAAUUAAAUGUCCAACUUGUAACGCUGUGCAUAAAGUGAAGAAAAAUGGGCCUAUGGAUUUUCCAAAGGAUAACACAAGACGGGAUUUGACGUCAUUUUUGCAGGUUCAUUCCGAUCUAAAUGCUUUCAAAAAAUGCUGCCUAUGUGGAAAUACCGCGGAUGUUACCUAUAAAUGUCAGCAGUGCAUUUUAAAUCUAUGUGAGAUUUGUCGCUGUCAGCACGAAAAAGAAAAUAAAACGCACAACUCAGUUGUUAACAAAUCUGAGAUAUUACAAGAGGAAGAUCUUGAUGUUUGUCAGAAUCCUCAACAUGAAAGGGCAAGACUCAAACAUUUCUGCAAUUCUUCGAAUUGUCAAAGUGUUCUUUGUCCAUCUUGUGCGCUGGAUGAACACAGAGAUAUCAAUGAACAUGAUCUUGAAGACAUUGCAGAUGCUUUCAAAAAGAGAAAAAGAGAAUUAGGAGAUGACGUGAAGUCUCUUCGAAUACGAAUGUCAGGUGUCGAAUUGCUAGUGGAAAAAGUUCUCAACAAUACUCAUACACGAAAAAAUAAGAAGAAUGAUUUUUGCAGAAACGUAGAUGAUAUGUAUAAUAGAGGAAUUAAUGUUUUACAAAACAGAAAACAAAGACUUCUUGAUGAAUAUAACUUUGCAUUCCAGAGGGAAGACUCGAAAUCAGUUAUAAGAAAAGCUAACUUAGACACUUUUCUACAAAAUGCAAAUGAAUGUUGUAGCCUCUCAGAACAAUUGAUAAACCGGAAUAGCAUGAGCUCCUUCUUGAAUGUUUACCAAACAAUAAAUGUCCAUGUGAAACGAUACUUACAUACCCCAGUUGAAGAUUCAACUGGCGACGAAAUAAAAAUCGAGAAAAAGAUGAAUUUUGAGAAUAAUCUGGAAUUAUUCAAGAGAAAUGUUGAAAAUCUAGAAAAAUUUGAGGCAGACGACGAAGAUAUGCAAACGUUGAUCAACCAGGACCAAGGUAGAUUACUUUUAAAACUUUAUAAUUCUUAUAUGAUUUACAUAUCUAUGGAUACUUGA